Molecule: messenger RNA, 951 nt
Organism: Cricetulus griseus (Chinese hamster)
Lineage: Eukaryota; Metazoa; Chordata; Mammalia; Rodentia; Cricetidae
Source: RefSeq, a predicted model, not a curated record
AUGGCAAAAGAACCAGGACUAAGGAUGGAGACAAAGAAUGAGACAAUGGUCCUGGAGUUUGUGCUGGAGGGGUUCCACGUGGCUCAGCACCUGGGCAAGGUCCUCUUCCUGGUGCAUCUGCUGGUGUAUCUGGCCUCGGUCACAGGAAACACACUCAUCAUUGCCAUCACCUGGACCCAUCCUCACCUGCAGACCCCUAUGUACUUCUUCCUCAGAAGUUUCUCCUUCUGUGAGUGCUGUUUCAUAUCCACCGUAAUCCCCAAGCUGCUGUCUAUCUUUCUUUUUGGAGACAGAGCAAUUCAUUUCACGCCUUGUAUCAUACAAGCUUUUUUCUUUUUGUUUAUUGGGUCAACAAUCUUCUUCCACAUGGCUGCGAUGUCCUUGGAUCGCUACCUUGCCAUUUGCAAGCCUCUGCACUACCCAACCAUCAUGAACCCCAGGGUCUGUUUCCUUCUGGUUUUCUUCAGCUAUGUGCUUUCCUUCAUCCUAAUAACUGGUGUAAUUCUGAAGCUUUCCUGGUUGUCUUACUGUGGCUCCAAUGUCAUCCCCCAUUUCUUCUGUGAUCUUGGCUCCUUAAUUCAUCUCUCUUCUUCAGACACCAAAUCUCUUGAAAGAAUGGCAUUUGGUGUCGCUUUGUUUGUCCUGUUCACAUCUGUCAUUACAGCUGUAUUUGCAUACAGCAACAUACUAAUCUCAGUAAUGCGUCUUCCAUGUGCCAAGGACAGACAGAAAGCUUUCUCCACCUGCUCUUCCCACCUCAUUGUCCUCUCUCUAUGUGUGUUUAUCUAUGCGAAACCAAAGCAAACAAGUAGGCUAGAAUCCAACAGAGAGGCUGCUCUUGUGAACACGGUGGUGACACCGCUUCUGAACCCUGUCAUCUACACUCUGCGCAACAAGCAGGUCCACCAGGCUCUGAGGAAUGCACUGUCCAGGGUGAACUUACAGAAAUAG